CAGCAUGGACACCAAAUUACUCCCUGCAGACUUUGGAACUGCCGGUGAACUUAUCUUUUACAGUUUCCCAGGAGACUUCUUAGUAGCCUCUUCCUUUUUUUGAAUUAGUAUUAGAAAGUUAAGAUCAAAAUGAGUUCAAGCCUAUGGAGUCAAGAAAAAGUGACUUCACCCUACUGGGAAGAGCGGAUAUUUUAUUUGCUGCUUCAAGAAUGUAGUGUGACGGACAAACAAACUCAGAAGCUGCUGAAAGUGCCCAAGGGGAGCAUAGGCCAGUACAUUCAAGAUCGUUCUUUGGGGCACUCGAGAAUUCCUUCUGCAAAAGGCAAGAAGAACCAGAUUGGAUUAAAACUUUUAGAGCAGCCUCAUGCCGUUCUUUUUGUUGAUGAAAAGGAUGUCGUGGAAAUAACUGAAAAAUUCACAGAGUUACUUUUGGCAAUCACCAACUGUGAGGAGAGAUUCAGCCUGUUUAAAAACAGAAAUAGACUAAGUAAAGGCCUCCAAAUAGAUGUGGGGUGCCAUGUGAAAGUCCAGCUGAGGUCUGGGGAAGAAAAGUUUCCUGGAGUCGUGCGCUUCCGAGGACCCCUGUUAGCAGAGAGGACGGUGUCCGGAAUAUUCUUUGGAGUAGAAUUGCUGGAAGAAGGCCGUGGCCAAGGGUUCACUGAUGGAAUAUAUCAAGGAAAGCAGCUCUUUCAGUGCGACGAAGACUGUGGAGUGUUUGUUGCCAUGGACAAAAUAGAAAUCAUAGAAGAUGAUGACACAGGGUUGGAAAAUGAUUAUGCAGGCCCAGUGGACACCAUGCAAGUUGAACUUCCCCCUUUGGAAAUAAAUUCCAGGGUUUCUUUGAAGGUUGGAGAAACUUUAGAAUCUGGAACUGUUAUAUUCUGUGAUGUUUUGCCAGGAAAAGAAAAUUUAGGAUAUUUUGUUGGUGUGGACAUGGAUAAUCCUAUUGGCAACUGGGAUGGAAGAUUUAAUGGAGUCCAGCUUUGUAGUUUUGCCAGUGUUGAAAGUACGCUUCUUUUGCAUAUCAAUGAUAUCAUCCCAGAUAGUGUGACACAAGAAAGGAGACCUCCCAAACUUGCUUUUAUGUCAAGAGGUGUUGGGGACAAAGGUUCAUCCAGUCAUAAUAAACCAAAGGCUAUAGGAUCUACCUCAGACCCUGGAAGUAGAAACAGAUCUGAAUUAUUUUAUACUUUCAAUGGCUCUUCUGUUGAUUCUUAUCCACAGUCCAAAUCAAAAAAUACUUGGUACAUUGAUGAAGUUGCUGAAGACCCUGCAAAAUCACUUUCGGAGCUAUCUCCAGACUUUGGACAUUCAUCGCCACCCCUGCAACCCCCUUCCAUCAACUCACUGUCCAGUGAAAACAGAUUUCACUCUUUACCAUUUAGUCUCACAAAGAUGCCCAAUACUAACGGGAGUAUUGGGCACAAUCCGCUUUCUCUGUCAGUUCAGUCUGUGAUGGGAGAGCUAAACAGUGCACCUGUGCAGGAAAGUCCACCCUUGGCCGUGUCUUCCGGUAACUCCCACGGUCUGGAAGUAGGCUCCCUGGCCGAAGUGAAAGAGAACCCACCUUUCUAUGGAGUCAUCCGCUGGAUUGGUCAACCACCGGGACUCAAUGAAGUGCUGGCUGGACUAGAGCUGGAAGACGAGUGUGCCGGCUGCACAGAUGGAACCUUUAAGGGGACGCGGUAUUUCACCUGUGCCCUGAAGAAGGCGUUGUUUGUGAAGCUCAAGAGCUGUAGGCCUGAUUCUAGGUUUGCAUCACUACAGCCGGUCUCCAAUCAGAUUGAGCGCUGCAACUCUUUAGCAUUUGGAGGCUACUUAAGUGAAGUAGUAGAAGAAAAUACUCCACCAAAAAUGGAAAAGGAAGGUUUAGAGAUAAUGAUUGGAAAAAAGAAAGGAAUUCAAGGUCAUUACAAUUCUUGUUACUUAGAUUCCACUUUAUUCUGCUUAUUUGCUUUUAGUUCUGUACUGGACACUGUGCUACUUAGACCCAAAGAAAAGAAUGACGUAGAAUAUUACAGUGAAACUCAAGGAUUGCUGAGGACAGAAAUUGUUAAUCCUUUGAGAAUAUACGGAUAUGUGUGUGCCACAAAAAUUAUGAAACUGAGGAAAAUACUUGAAAAAGUUGAGGCUGCAUCUGGAUUUACCUCUGAAGAAAAAGAUCCUGAAGAAUUCUUGAAUAUCCUGUUUCAUCAUAUUUUAAGGGUAGAGCCAUUGUUAAAAAUAAGGUCAGCGGGUCAAAAAGUACAAGAUUGUUACUUCUAUCAAAUUUUUAUGGAAAAAAAUGAGAAAGUUGGAGUUCCUACAAUUCAGCAGUUGUUAGAAUGGUCUUUUAUCAACAGCAAUUUGAAAUUUGCAGAGGCACCAUCUUGUCUUAUUAUUCAGAUGCCUCGAUUUGGAAAAGACUUUAAACUGUUUAAAAAGAUUUUCCCUUCUCUGGAAUUAAACAUAACAGAUUUACUUGAGGACACUCCCAGGCAGUGCCGGAUCUGUGGGGGCCUUGCGAUGUACGAAUGUAAGGAGUGCUAUGAUGACCCUGACAUCUCAUCAGGAAAAAUCAAACAGUUCUGCAAAACCUGCAACAACCAGGUCCACCUUCAUCCUAAGAGGUUGAAUCACAAAUACAACCCAGUGUCACUUCCCAAGGAUUUACCUGACUGGGACUGGAGACAUGGCUGCAUCCCCUGCCAGAAGAUGGAAUUAUUUGCUGUGCUUUGCAUAGAAACCAGCCACUAUGUUGCUUUUGUGAAGUACGGCAAAGACGACUCUGCCUGGCUCUUCUUUGACAGCAUGGCUGAUCGAGAUGGUGGCCAGAAUGGCUUCAACAUUCCCCAAGUCACUCCAUGCCCAGAAGUAGGAGAAUACUUAAAAAUGUCCGUCGAAGAGCUCCAUUCCUUGGACUCCAGAAGAAUCCAAGGCUGUGCGCGAAGACUGCUUUGUGAUGCGUACAUGUGCAUGUACCAGAGUCCAACGAUGAGCCUGUAUAAGUGAACGGCAUCCCCCAGAUAGGUGAAUAAACUGAGGCUAGAGUUUUAAGGUUGCAUUUUACUUGAGCUGGCGGUUUUGUUCCCAUCCAUUGCCGGCAAUGGAUAACUUUGUGGUGAGAAUCCCUCCGAAAAGGAUUCCCGUAUUUAAAAAUCAAUUGCUUUUGUGUUACCGAAUUAUUUAAUAAGAAGCAUUUUGCACUCUAGAAAAUACGUUUGUGUUGGUUUUUUAAGACGUCUAAAUGAAGUUAUUAAUACCUGAAGCUUUACGUUUAAGUGCAUUGAUCAUAAUGAUAUUUUUUGAAGCAUAAAAUUUUAAUUGUGACAGUGUAAAACCUCUCUUAGUCCGUUGAGAAUGUAAAUAAAUAUGUCUUCUUUAUG
This is a messenger RNA of Elephantulus edwardii (Cape elephant shrew), 3365 nucleotides long. RefSeq names its product cylindromatosis (turban tumor syndrome) (gene CYLD). Bases 130 to 2991 code for a protein of 953 amino acids. Gene Ontology annotation, biological process: necroptotic process; protein K63-linked deubiquitination; regulation of intrinsic apoptotic signaling pathway. Lineage: Eukaryota; Metazoa; Chordata; Mammalia; Macroscelidea; Macroscelididae. Gene Ontology annotation, cellular component: cytosol. The transcript has 16 exons. The record is from RefSeq and is a predicted model, not a curated record. Gene Ontology annotation, molecular function: K63-linked deubiquitinase activity; cysteine-type deubiquitinase activity.